CGGGCCGCGCAGGCCCCGCUUCCGCGCCUGGUCGCCCGCCGGGUCCUAACUCCCACCGGCCGCCGUCGGAGCGAGCGCCCGACACCCCGGGCCGCGCAGGCCCCGCUUCCGCGCCUGGUCGCCCGCCGGGUCCUAACUCCCGCCAUCCGACGCCCCCUUCGCCUCUCGGCCGCCCCGAGCCCGGGCCGGCUCCGUCUGUCGCCGUGGCCAAAGACCUCACCUUUGAUGCUUAACAUUCCUCAGUGAAAGGAGUAAAAUUUGCACGUAUAUGAAACUUAUUUUCUCUUCGUCCUCCGGAAUUGCAAACUCAUUUCUUAAGAAGUGAUGCCACCAAGAAGAAAUGAGAAAUACAGACUUCCUGUUCCACUUCCAGAAGGCAAGGUUCUGGAUGAUACGGAAGGAAAGCAAUGGGUGCUGGGCAAAAUGAUUGGCUCUGGAGGAUUUGGAUUGGUAUAUUUAGCUUUUCCCACAAAUAAACCAGAUAAUGAUGCAAGACAUGUAAUAAAAGUGGAAUAUCAAGAAAAUGGCCCAUUAUUUUCAGAACUUAAAUUUUAUCAAAGAGCUGCUAAAAAUGACUAUAUCAAAAGCUGGAUAAAACUCAAAAAACUUGAUUAUUUAGGAAUUCCUCUGUUUUAUGGAUCUGGUAUUACUGAAUUCCAGGGAAGAAGUUACAGAUUUAUGGUAAUGGAAAGACUAGGAAUAGAUUUACAGAAGAUCUCAGACCAGAAUGGUACUUUUAAAAAGUCAACUGUCCUGCAGCUAGGUAUCCGAAUGUUGGAUGUACUGGAGUAUAUACAUGAAAAUGAAUAUGUUCAUGGUGAUAUAAAAGCCGCGAAUCUACUGUUAGGUUAUAGAAAUCCAGAUCGGGUUUAUCUUGCAGAUUAUGGACUUUGCUACAGAUAUUGUCCCAAUGGGAACCACAAACAGUAUCAGGAAAAUCCUAAAAAAGCCCAUAAUGGGACAAUAGAGUUUACCAGCGUAGAUGCCCACAAGGGAGUAGCGCCGUCCCGGCGGAGUGACCUGGAGACCCUGGCCUACUGCCUGCUGCGCUGCUGCGCCGGCCGCCUGCCCUGGGAGGCGCGGGACCCCGCCGCCGUGCAGGCCGCCAAGACCAGUCUGUUGGAUGAGCUCCCUGAGUCAGUGCUUAAAUGGGCUCCUUCCGGAAGCUGCUGCCGUGAAAUAGCCCAAUAUUUGACAUGUGCUCAUAAUUUAGCAUAUGAUGAAAAGCCAGACUAUGAAAUGCUCAAGAAAAUUCUGAACCCAGGUGGGAUACCUUUAGGACCACUGGACUUUUAUACCAGAGGAGAGAGUGUAAAUGUGCAUACUCCAAACAAUCAAAAAGUUGUUCCUCGAAAGGCUGCAACAAAGCAAGUCAAUCAGAUGCAAAAUAGGUUAAUAGAAAAAAACAUCCAUAGUGAGAGAAGUGCUGAGUCCUGCUUAACGGGGAGAAAAGUGCAAAAAGAGGAACCGCUGACUGGAUUUUUUAACAGUGAGACAACUCAGGAAAGCACAAGAAGAAGACAGAAGUAUUAUGAGUCUCAAGAAAUUCGGAAUGAAAUAAAAAGUUCUCCACAACAAGCCAGCAGUAUACAAUUCCCAAAUUCAUUUUAUGAACCCUAUCAAGAUUUUACCAGUCCAGAUAUAUUCAAUAAUUCAAGAUCUUCCUCUUGGUAUACAUAUACUUCUACAACUGGUUUGGAGGUCACAGACUUUACUCUUAGUGAAAAGACAAAGGCAGACAUGUAUUAUUAUGGCUUCAUCAUUCUUUUUCUUUUGACUUUAGUAUGUCUUGCUUUAUAUUUUCUCUGAAGAGCUCAAAUAAAAUCCUUUUGAUAAUUUUUAAA
This is a messenger RNA of Nyctereutes procyonoides (raccoon dog), 1844 nucleotides long. It is a transcript of the gene VRK2, whose product is annotated as VRK serine/threonine kinase 2. The coding region runs from base 325 to 1809 and encodes 494 amino acids. NCBI's taxonomy places the organism in Eukaryota, Metazoa, Chordata, Mammalia, Carnivora, Canidae. Gene Ontology annotation, biological process: peptidyl-serine phosphorylation; signal transduction. The record is from RefSeq and is a predicted model, not a curated record. The transcript is spliced from 14 exons. Gene Ontology annotation, molecular function: ATP binding; protein serine/threonine kinase activity. Gene Ontology annotation, cellular component: cytoplasm; nucleus.